Messenger RNA from Nematocida parisii ERTm1, 1351 nucleotides. RefSeq lists its product as uncharacterized. NCBI's taxonomy places the organism in Eukaryota, Fungi, Microsporidia. The transcript has a single exon. The coding region runs from base 1 to 1290 and encodes 429 amino acids. The record is from RefSeq and is a predicted model, not a curated record.
AUGCAAAUAGAAAAGACUUCACAGAUUCAAAAACUAAAAAAUACAUUUCCAUGGGUGAUCUACUACGGAAUUGCAACCGUAAACUUUUCCAUGUCAGUUUAUUUAGAUUUUUGUUCUGCUGUUCCAUUUAGCAUGAUUACCAAUCCCUCAUUCAUUUUUCUAAUACUUACAACAUUCGUGUUUUUUUCUGUGUAUAUUCAAUCUCCCCCUUCUAUUAUAGCACAUACUAGACCAAUUAACAAUAUAAUUGUGAGUAAAUUGCUAAGUAUUAUAGCAAUAUGCGAUGUAAUAAUUCUAUCAAUUAUUUCACACUUAUGCAUAACAGGGAAGUAUUACAGUAUUCUAUUCUUUGCAAGUUUAUUAGUACAAAUAGGAAUAUAUUCUGAGUAUUUGCUAAAAUUAAUUGUACCAUACUUACCAAGACUUCCAGUGGAGAAUUACAUUCUGUCAAUAUCAAUAGAAAUGGAAAUGGACGAGAGAGAUUCAGUAUUUUAUGACUUUCACUUCUUAUUCUAUGUGUUUAAUUUUUUAUUCAUAUUCUGCAGCUCCUUACUUGUAUUUCUUUCAGUCUGUCCAAUGGAUGCUCCUAUUUCAUCAUUUAUAUUUAAGAAUUUAUACUGUUUAUUCACUUAUUACUGUUUAUUAUACAUAUUUAUGUCCGCCUGUGUAAUUGCAUUUUAUUUAAAAAUUAAUUCUGGUUCACAGAAGUGCUAUCGGCUGGUAUCCAAAUUGAUUCUAAAAAAUAUUGGUGUAAUAAUAUUUAUGGCAGGGAUAAAUUUAAUUUCUGCAGUGGGAGAGGUGUUUUUUAACGUAUUAAGUGGAAUAUCUAUAAUAAGGAGUAUACUAGAAGACAUUGGCAGCAAAUAUUUUAUGAAUAUAAUAUUUUAUAGAAAAGUAGGAAUAGCACCAAUUGUUGUUAUUUCUACGAUUUUAGAGAAAGAACCUGAUGAGGUGGUUGAAUUUAUAAAGGAAGUAGAAGCAAUGGGUGAUUACCCAUAUAUAAGCUCAUUUAGUACUACACACAGCGGCAGAACAACAGCGAGGACAUCUUUAUCUAUUAUAACAAUUGUUUUGUUUCCAUUGCUUAUGACUAUUCUUAUUACAUCAUUAAAAAUACAUGAGUUUUAUGUCCACGCAAAAUUGAUUAUUUCUCUCUGUUGGGCUGUGUACUGUACUGCGUGUAUUUGGUAUAUUUAUUCAGAGUCUUUAUACUAUGCAGCUCUUUUGUCAAAUAUUCAAGGGAGUCCACAGGGGAAGAAGUGGAUUAAUGCGUAUCUUAAUACACUGUAAAUACAGACAAAUCAUUAUAAUAAGAAUAAUUUAAAUACAUUAGAUAACCUAUGCAUACUAA